Messenger RNA from Anastrepha obliqua, 699 nucleotides. It is a transcript of the gene Mpp6, whose product is annotated as M-phase phosphoprotein 6. The transcript has a single exon. The coding region runs from base 111 to 593 and encodes 160 amino acids. Gene Ontology annotation, biological process: maturation of 5.8S rRNA. Lineage: Eukaryota; Metazoa; Arthropoda; Insecta; Diptera; Tephritidae. The record is from RefSeq and is a predicted model, not a curated record.
UGUGUUUUUUUCAUUGUUUUCGUCAGCGUGCAUUGAGCAUGCUUAAAAUAAUUUUCUUAACUUAGGAUCGUAUUUGCCAGGAAAUAAUUUAUACAUAUACGAGUAUAAAAAUGUCUGCCAAAAAAGCUCGUCCACGUCUUUCCAAGGGUAUCUUGGAGAUGAAGUUCAUGCAACGCACCAAGGCCAAAGUGGACAAGGAGAUUGAGGAGGCCGAGGGUCGUGAAAUGUACUCGCAUGAGAUCACACAAAAAAUGUUGAAUAGCAACUCUAACUUUAUAAUGGAACCUAGUUUUGUGCACUGCGAAGACCUUAUUGAGGGUCGGUUAAGUUUUCGUGGCAUGAAUCCGGAAAUCGAGCGUCUCUUAGAGUUGGAACAGCAGGAGAAAGCCGCUAACAUACGCCAUGAACAACCUACUGAGGUGUCUGAUAAAGAAAUGGCUGAAUUUUACAACGCUCAGCAAGUGACAAUGCAAAAGAAAUUCCAAACAAAAGCCCAAUUUAAAGGAAAACGCCGGCCGGAGGAUAAUACACGGCAAGGUAAAAAGAUGAAGUUCCAAAAGCCAAAAGAGGACAAUGGUGAAGAUAGUGAAUAGAACAUAAAUAAAGAAUUGUGAGAAUUAAAAAAAAAAAUCUUUCAUAUUUUUAGUGUUUUUUAUUUCGGUACUUAUUAUACUUCUAAUAUAAAAUAUCCAAAAACAA